AGAAAAAUGCAUACAAAUAUAAUCCAUUGUUUAUUUUUGUUAGUGCAGUACUACAGUUGAUAUACUGUGGCAGAUUUUGUAGGAAGAUAUUACUAGUACAAGUAAUCUUUUUGCCAAGCACUUUACUGACUCGUGCUACUAAACUGACUGAGAGAAGUCAUCAAUAAUUGUGAUUUUGAACUUGUCUGUCUGUAAAGCUGUCACCCCACUAGACACACAAACAAACCAUUACCCCCCUCCCCCAGCCCACACCUAAUUAAAUCUUUGCCCCUUUGCCUCUAGCACUAAAUGAGUGGUCAGAAGUAACAGCCAGUUCAGGUCAGAUUCCUCUGUUUUCUUCACGUCCUGUGUUCACACUCUCAGAGGGAGCGGGUGCAUGCCAUACAGCAGUCUUGGACUAUUAAUAGCAGUAGGAGAUGGAGUCGAGGGCAAUCGGGAUGGUAAGUAAAUUUACACCCUCCUCGCCGAACGUUCUGUUGAUGUCAUGAGUGUGAACUCUGACCCAGGAGCCCGACUGCCACAAGGCCCACGUUGAACUUGAAUUUCAGGGCUCCUAGAGCACACUCGCACAAUCCAAUCAGAACACAUUUUUGCAUUUUUGAUCUUGCAAUAAAUGUACUCAUCAACUGUUGGCCCCUAGCGUAUAUGACACAAAACAAAAAGCACCAUUCAAAGAGUCAGAAGGUUAUGGUAUCAUUUCACUUCAGACUCAUGCGCAUACGUUGCCCACACAACGUCAGACCCUCACAUGACAACAGCUGACACACCAACCGGAGCAUCUUUGUCUAUCUCUUUCUCCUUCAAAGCAGCUGAUUUGAAAAGUGGAACACUGCUGGUGUGACACAUGACGUUCGUAUGAUGCAGAGUCACGUGGAUUCUCAUAGAUUUCAAAAACGCUCAAAGUAGGGCGUUAGGUGUAGGGCACACACAGGUUCCCACAGCCUUAUCAAGUGUCCUUGUCUCUGCCCAAGAUAUGUGAUAGACCGAGGGAGGAGGAGGAGGAGGAAGAAGAGGAGGAUCAAGGACUGACAUGCAUAAGCUGGACAUGGACAACCGAUCCUCAAAUUAUGUCAGUCAACACUCCUUGGAUAUCUGGUGCACAGUACAGAGGGUGACCCAGCCUACAAACAUAACAACAUUGUUCAGUAAAUGGUUCUCAGAAUAUGACUCUUUUUAGGUUGCAGCAGUAAAUGAUAAUGAAUAGCUCACCUAAAUGAUUCUUUGGCCAUAAAUGAAUCUGCCACUUCAAUGUUUAAGGCUUCAGAAACGGAUAGUAAAUGUCAUGCAUCUGUAAAGGCUAAUGGUUGAGGUUGUAUCAUAUUACCAAAUGUAUGCGCACUGACACUGCAGAUGCAUUUAUUGUCAAACAGGAUGCCACCUUUGGCUGGUAACACUACCGCUAGCCUUGAGUCGCUCAUAAACACCAUUCCUGCAAACCAGCUGGGCCACACAGUAGAUUAAAUCUAUCUAUGACAUAAGAGAUUACUGACAAUGAACCACAAAUGUCAGGUCCAUCACACACAUUUGCACUGACUCACAUUAUGUACCUGUUGCUUCUGAUUCUCUGUGUUAAUCCCUCACGGUGUCAGUGAAAUAAGCAAAUGAGCAGUGGGUAUUAAAAACUCUGUUUCCAGUCAGUUAAACUGAUGCUGUAUCUUGUUGGGAUUAAGCUCUGAUAUUCAUUAGUGAAGUGUCAAAAACAAUCUCCACCUCAGGUGUUUUUAACGUGACCCUUUGACACACUGUGAGGAAUGUUUUAACUCCUUUAUUGAAACAAAAUUACAAAUUAAUUUGAUUUAAAAACAGGAUGUACAAAGGUUUAAAAUGUGUGGAUGUAUGUUUUCUUUAAGUACUGAAUUAUUCAGAAAUGACCAACAGGCUAUUAUUAUAGUAAUGUCUAAAACAAGACCCAAAAAUGUAAUAGGUUUAAUCAGAAACCAUAUAAAACCAUAUAAAUUGGAUGUCCUCAUAAUGACAUAAGAACACUUCAUCAAACCAAAAAAUAAUAAUAAAAAAUCACUAAAUCAUUCCCACUAUACUGCAGAAAAUGGAAUUUAAAAAGGUAAAAUGAUUAGGUCUCAUAAAACUCGUGCUGCAGCUAACUUUAAGCGAAAUCAAUAACAACCAAAGACAUUUUCAAUUUCUUCUUCUUGAAGAAUCAAAAUCCAGUAGAAUGUGACUCCAUCAAUCCAAAGUUUUUGUCUGAUGUUGAAGGAGUUUAGUUUUCAGAUGUACUUUAUAGUUACUUAAAUUGAUUCAAUCUCACCCCACUCUUUUUAUACUAGAUUAAUUGAAUGAAUGUAAGAAUAUUUUUGCUUGUUGAUACCGCUGUAUUCCACAACACUAACUCUCCACAUUCAGAAGAACAGGAAACCGCAAUCUGUAAAAGUAUGACAAGAAACCAAUGAGUAUGAUUUUAAUCUUCACUAAGAUAACCCUCGUAAAUCUUAAAUAACUAAGUUACAGACCUAUACAAAAAUGAACGGGGUUUAAUAGUAAACAAGUUUCCUUUACUUAAAAAAAUAUACAUCAAGAGUAAAUGCAGCGCAUUGCCGUCAGCUUGUAUGUGCUUUUAAUCAAGUUCUAAUCAACUCGCUAGCGUUAAAAUGUUAAAAGAGCACCCGAUGACAUUUGAAUAAGUCUUCGACCUCGGCUUGUUCAUUCGACGCUGUUCUCUGUUUACCACAGCACGAGACAACAAGUGUCUUUUACGCACAGAGAGAGGACGGAGGAUUUACCGGCGGCGAGUCCAUGCCCUCCUCACCCCUGGUGCCUGCUCCAGACUGUCAAACUUUGACGGUCCCCCUAUUUCUCUCUCUCUCUCUCUCUCUCUCUCUCCACCUUUCCAUGAAGAAACAAGCCGGCGUUACGUCAGAAAGUGCAGGGCAAGCAAGACUGAGUCUUAGGAGCUAUUCGUAGGCAGUGCUGCCAAACCCGGCUUGGGGCUGCCCACGAGCUUACUGCAGCCAAUGCUAAUUACAAAUCCAACUCUUUUAAAAACUGCAUCAAUAUGUGGUAAGUCAAUAUCCUUUAAUAUUGAUUUGUUUUUGUUUUUUUCCGCUGAGCCUUUUUUUCUCGCAGCUUUUUUCUCAUGACCCGUCUCUGUUGUUGGCACCAUUGCGCAAAGACUAAGAGUCAAACCGUUGUAGAAAUUUGAAGUUAGCCUGGUUAACUCUGUAACCUGAGUGAAAAGACAAUGACAUGAUGAAGCAACAGAGACUUUUGACGCACAGAGAUUUCUGUAGCUUUUUUUCUGUUGUGUUUCUUUGCUGAUCUCAAAAACAACAUGCCCCACGCUCGAAAUAGGAACCCUAGCCCCAUCCCUGAGGUAACAUGGGAUACAGGACUGAAGGAGAUGAACGAGACUUGGAAAGGAGCUAUCGCCUGUCUCGGGGUGGCCGUCUUCUUCGUAAUGACCAUCGGGAUCAUAUACUGGCAAGUGGUGGACCAGCCCAACAAGAACUGGAUCAUCAGGGGGACUUUUAGUGGACUGAUCUGGGAAAGAAGAACCCACUCGCUCGUAAUACAAACCUUGGAGGAGGACAAGACCUUUGUGGAGAUAGACGUUGGGAACGUUGGGAACCCCGACAUUGAGGUUCCAUUUGUCAGAAACCUGUGUUGGUUGAAUAAAACUGAGUUCUGCUACACGUGGGACUCGGUGGCCGAAGUGAAAAUCUCACUGGAGGUCAAUGAGGAGACGGACACCGAGUGCUACAGUAUGACUUGGACGCCGGUGCACUGUCAUGUCGAGCUGAAGGACUGCUUCUCCAUGACCAAUGUGUCCUGGUACGGUGGAGCGAGUGUCCAUGGUCAAACAUGGCCCUUCAAUGAUCAAAAUGUCACCAUGCAGCCAUUCGCUGUCAGCGAUCUAAAGGACAAUCCCUCCGGCUACGGCUCAGCUCUGGAACGCUACUUUCUGGGCUCAUCAGGUGUUGCAGUUCUGGUAUCACCUAAUAUUCCCAUGCAGCUCGGAGUGGACAGCAGGCAGCAGUUCUGUCUGCAGUCGCUGCCCAGUAUGCAGCGUCUCCCUCUGCAGUACACUGUAUGUGUGGCCCACGAUGUUAAAGCUGCUCAUCAGGAAGCUGUGAAGCAACUCUCCCAGCCCCACAGAGAGCUGCCCAACUUGAAAGCACUAUGGCUGCCGUUUUGGAAGCUGCUCACUAACGUGGACUCAGGUCCCAAGGUAGAGCGGGAGCUGCGGAUUUUCUCCAAUCGUCUGAAGAGACACCAGCUGGGGGAGGGAGUCAUCAGCCUUAAUGAACAUUCCACCACCCUCCUCUCUGACAUGGACCAUGACUACCUCAACUCCAGGAAAAGAGGGAUGUCCAAGAGACUGACCAGGGACCUCCCACUUGUCAAGCUUCUAAACAUUUCCAUCACUCUGUCCCCUUUCCUGGGUGUGGACACCACACAGUUCCACACCUCUCUCAAGGACGGCACUGAGGCCUAUUGGCUCAGUCUCCCCCUGGCUCCUCUGGGACAGCUGGUCCCUGUGUUGAGUCAAUGGCGGGGAAAGUUCUGUGUCAAGCUGAACAUCACCAACCCAGGAGCAGUGAGCUGGUUCCUGGACAGGGUGGGAUCCCUACAUGCCCAUCUAGGAAUGGAGUACAUCAUGCUGGAGGGGGGUGAGGGAAAUCUGUUUGAGGAGCAGGCCCUGCGGGCGCCGCAGGACCUGAGUGGAGACAAGUACAUCAGCCUGCUUGCUGACAUGGCAACCAGGAUAGGAGACUCAACCAUAAUGACCGCAGGAACUAGGUCAAGUCACAAGCCGGUGUUUGUGAGAAUGACCCGGUUGCAGUCAAACUGGAGCCUGAUGGGCCUGAAGGGCAUCAUUCCCUCUCUGCUGCACAACACUCUGCUGGGAUACAACUUCCUCAUUCCUGAUGCAGUAGGUGGCUCUCUGUCUGUAGACCUCGUCACAGAUGAGGAGUUGUUCAUCCGUUGGUUGGAAAUCGCAGCCUUUCUCCCUGUCAUCAGCUUCCACACUGCACCCUGGGCCUUUGGAGAAGAUCAGAUCCUGAACCUGACUCGGACCUACAUCACCAAGCACCAGAUGGACGUGGUUCCUCUCAUUGAAAAGUAUGCAGAAGAGUGGCAGACGACUGGAAACCCCAUCUACAGGCCAAUGUGGUGGCUCAAUCCCAGUGACCCCAUGACCUUUACCAUUGACGACCAGUUUCUCAUUGGAGACAAGGUCCUAGUGGCACCAGUGGUGGAGAAGGGAGCGGUCAAGAGGGAUAUAUAUUUACCUGACGGGGGCUUCCAGUGGCAGGACAGCAAGAACGCUCAGGUGUUUGACGGGGGGACGUUCCUACAGGACUACCCUGUGCCCCUGGAGGAGGUGGCUGUUUUCUUUGGGCAAAGCUGAGUCGUAGGUCUGACCCACGGAAUCACGUGACCUAUCCUGUAACUCUUUCAAAUCAAUUUUUUUUUUAAAUACUCGUGCUGUUUUUAACUUGCACUUUUCCACUAGAGACCAUUGAACUUGUGUAGAAAGAUUUUUUUAUACUUGCACUUUACAAAUCAAAAUGUCUUUUCUGUCUGUUGUGAAUUUUUUUUCUUCCUUUUUUAAAAUAAUAUUAAUGGGUUUUACCUCUCGGAUGAUUUGUUUCUGGAACGUUUUCUGCAGUAUUUUAUUUUGUUUUCUUUUCAGUGUGCGUCCAUGUUGCUUCAGACAAAUGUUGUGUUUACAUACCGCAUCUCUACAGUCUUUAAUUUGUAGUCGCUGCUGGCUCUCAUGACAAGGAGGAACAAAGCAAAUGCCGUGUUUGCUUUCAAAGAAUCUGAAUCUCUCAUGAAGACCAAAUGAAGAUAUGAAAGAUUAAAGAAAGCUGUUUGAAGGGGCUCUUUCAAUCUGGGAACGCUUACUGGAAUAACUUUAGCUCACAAGGACCUUUGUGCCAAUAACAGUGGACCCUGGUACUGUACCGUAUGUCUUGCUCAGUCAAUGGAAAGGCCUUUACUUGAACUUAACUGGCCGAAUGGGCUGAUGAUUUAUGAAUGUACCUCAAGAUUUCACUGCUUCGCAGAAUCUCCAGGCACGGCGACUCACUACACUUUAGCACUUAUCACUAGAAUAGUUUACUCAAAGAAAUGACAUACCACUCGGUCGGACACAUCUGAAUGUCCUUUAGUACUGUAGGCCACACCAACCUGAGGCCAAGCUGCUGUCAUUGUAUCUCUGACUACGUACGAAUUUGACUUAGAUUGAAUCUUCUUACUAACCUGCUGUAGAAAGUGCCUUUAAAUGUGCUGCUCAUAUUUGUGUUUGUUUUUAAAGUUAUGUUGAUAUGCUCUGUUGCUAAUGAUCGCUCUGUUGACAACAACACAAAUGUGUAGAGGAUAUAUUCAGAAAAUAAUUUUUGAGUUUUAUGAUUGAUUUUUGAUUUACAUUUUUUUUCAACCUAACUGGAAUGUGGGUCAAUCCACACACUCUUACUCUAACACACAUAUUCAGCCAUUAUAGCUGGGAAGUCUGAGUACACAGCUGAAUUCAACUGUUAUACGCAGAGUGGAAUUGACGUGAGAACCAACUGUUGUGAAACUCCAAAGGCCUUUUUCUGUUGACAUAUUUGCCUCUCAGUGUGCUCUAAGAGGGGUGAAUAGUAAUUAAGGAAGAAGUUGGUCAUUUUUAAAAAUGAAACCUCUGCCAAUUACAAUCAAAAAUAAGUGAAAAUAAUGUUAACAUUAUAAUAUUCUCUAUGGCCCCGUACCAAAGAACCUCGGCCUUGUACCAGCCCAUGGCCCGGUGUUUGGGGACCUGUCUUUUAUUGGAUACAUAGGUAAAUCCAAUAAUGUACAAAUAUUUACCAAUGAGUGUGGAUAUUUGACCUUGCUCUUUGUUUACUUUUCUGCCCUAAACCCACUUACGUAAUUUAAUCUACUCCAGUUUUCCUCAAAACCUAGUUAUUCCCCAAAAAACCAAUUCAAAUCUGCCCUUUUAGUUUUGAUCAAGAUGGUUUAAACUGAACCUGAAGUUAUAGUCUGGACCUGUGUUACCUGGUGUUUAAAGUCACAAUGGUGCAACACUCUCUCUCUCUCUCUCUCUCACACACACACUAGAUAUGAAGUUUAACUCAGGGAUUAGAUUCCCGCCCUUGUGUGAACGACCACUUGGACUUGGACAUUUACUUCGGUCCUAAUCACAACUGAUUGGAUUUUCUUUACGAUAAAUUGGAAUUAAGUAAGUAAAGAGCAAAUAUGACAUGUACGGUGAAAUAGUCAACAGUGCUUCGUAGCAGUUUAAUCUCAGCAUUGAUUAGUUCUUGACAAAAUAAUCCUGAAUGGCCAGCAGUUAUAAUCCAGACUGUAAACCGUUCGCGUAGUGAAUUUUUUACCACUAAAUUGUGUAUUGUCGAUCUAGCAAGUUUACUGUAUUAACUUCAACACUCAGGUCUACUGAAGCUGAUCAAAUAUCACCAAAUGUCUUAGUACAACACACAGUAUGUUGUGAACACAUCAAUGUCUUAAUCUCUCCUCAAGAUGAAUGUAAAAACAGAUAAACUGUGAUUUCCCCACUGGACUCUUUUCAUGUGAGAUUUCUUUUUUUUUACAUAUAUAUAUCAUAUUUUUGGUCCCGAACUAAUGCUUUAUAGAAUGCUGUAGAAUGGUCAUGUUGCAGGAACAGCUUAGGCAUGGUAUUCCUUCCUUCUACAGGUUGAACGAUGGUGACGCCACAUGCCUUAAUAUGCCACUCUGAAAUCUGGACUACACAGUUGCCUGGAUUAUUGCCAAGUCAGCACUGUACAUAUUACAAUGACUGUGCCAUUAACGAGCGUGUUUUCUCUUCUGUAAAUCAGAGAACUUAGACAAAGUUGCAAUAAAGUUUACAUUUUUGUACUUCACUUCCUGGCUUUAAUACAGUGUGCAUUUAGAAACACUGGGAGCCUUUGGCUUUGAUCUCUAUGGAAUGGCUUGCUUUUCAGUGAAAUCCAGAUGGUUUGAAAAAUAAGACUGUUUAUUAUAUCACUCUGGUUGUUGGCAGCCACCACGAAGGACAUGCUACAGCCUUUUAACAUGCUAACAUAGAGCAAUACCAAACCUCAAAUAUUUAUCAUCUUAACAGACAGUAAGUACAGAUCUUUGAAGUCAAGUUUGGUCAAAUCUAAACCUGUCUAAACCACAUUUGUGUGAGGAUACAGAUAAGAGAUUUCAAAGCGGCCGUUAAAGAUGUGCUCAUCAUCACGUGAGCUUUGUAACUUCUCAGCUACCUGGGUCGACUUCAGCCUUAAUAUCUUUCUAAUCUACCAGUAAGUAUUAUAUGUUUAUUACAGCCUCCAACCAAGGGUUGGUGCCAAACAUUUGGAAGAAAUGGCCUUAUAAGGUCACUGGUCAGCAGGUUUGAUUCUUGGUCUUUCCAUAUAACGUUUACACGUUCCCCUCCAGUGUUCUGUUUGGAUUUCCUCCAGUAACCUCCCACAGCCCAAAACUAUGCAGCAUAAGGCUAACUGGAUACUGAAUUGACUUUGUGAAUGUGAAUGGUGGUUUGUUUCUAUGUGACUUUGGAACAGACUGUCCAACCAGACGACUGCUAGGAUAAAUUAAUGAAUGAUCAAAGGUUUUAUGGAUUCGGCACCAGCACCUAGAACGACCCUGACAAGAAAUGUGCCAGAGUAGAGACUGAUUAAAUGUCUAAUCUAAUCAUUAACACCGCCCUCCUCUGGAUCACAAGAGCAGAAAUCCUGAAUCUUUAUAGUAUAGUUGUGACCGUACUCUCAAACUAAUUCUCUUCAAAGCUAAUAAAAGUUAUUAAUAGCUUUGGUGAGCAUGUGGCUGGAGAGAUUCUCAGGGGAAUCACAUUCAGCCCAACCUCUGCUCAGCUUCUCAUCCUUACCUUCCUCACCCGCUGCCCCUUGGCUGAGCUCCACCUUGAGGCCCCACAUAGGCCCUGCUCCUGUAGCACAGCUAGACAGGUGCAGAUGGCCAGACACGCACGCAACACCCUCCACACCAACCACCGUGAUCACCUUCUCCAUUUACACCCCGGCUCUAAUCACUUAGAUUAUUUUCUUAAAUCUGGGCACAGUUGUGUGUCAGCUAACAUUCACAAGACGUACUUACGUGGCUCCAUGUUUUGUGAGGUGAUGAAAUUUUAGAGCUUGAGGCUGGAGAGGAUAACAAGGUUAGGUGGGUGUUUUCGUACGGCAGAAAAAUCAUUUCCUCUAAUCUGUGUGUCCACUAAAGCAAUUAAAUUUGCUGUUCAACUUUACACUGAACUUUGUAUGUAUACACACACACAUUCAUAUACUGUAUGUAUAUACUCUAUACAUACAUACGUGCAUGU
Messenger RNA from Cynoglossus semilaevis (tongue sole), 9283 nucleotides. RefSeq names its product SITS-binding protein. The transcript is spliced from 10 exons. Gene Ontology annotation, biological process: carbohydrate metabolic process. The record is from RefSeq and is a predicted model, not a curated record. Gene Ontology annotation, molecular function: hydrolase activity, hydrolyzing O-glycosyl compounds. The coding region runs from base 3287 to 5368 and encodes 693 amino acids. NCBI's taxonomy places the organism in Eukaryota, Metazoa, Chordata, Actinopteri, Pleuronectiformes, Cynoglossidae.